UUCUGCGCUUCCUUAAAUAUUCUGGAAAUUGCUAGCGUGCGCUUCGCUUUCCCGUAUUUCUCUACUUCGUACCUGGUUGCGCUCAUGGCCAAGUGGGGUGAAGGGGAUCCUCGUUGGAUUGUGGAAGAAAGAGAAGAUGCCAAAAAUGUAAAUAAUUGGCAUUGGACUGAGAAGGAUGCCACUCUUUGGUCCAUUAAUAGAAUUAAGGGCUUGCUUACUGGCUUCGUUGCCCAGAAUUCCAGGUGUAAGAUGUCAUUUAAUUAUUGCGAAGUGAUUUCCGUCUCGAAAUGUGAGGGCGAGGCUGUGGCCAAUAACCGAAAGGCAAAGCUCAUAUUCUUUUACGAGUGGCAUAUCGAACUUGAAUGGUCCGGAAAAAUAAAAGAUUCUGAAAAUAAUACAAAUUAUACGGGAAAGAUUGAGGUCCCGAACUUAAGCGAGGAGAAUACUCCUGACGAGCUAGACGUCACUGUUACUAUAAAUAGUUCUGAUGGUGAAGCGUUUAAUCUGAAAGAAUUUAUGCGAAUGGAAGGGGCCAAGGGCAUUCGCCAGAAACUUGGUGUAUAUGUAAAGAGCCUCAAAGAAGAAUACAGCUCCAACCUAAUUUUACCAUCAAAGGGAAAAGUUGCAGAUCCAACCUGCACCUCCAGGGCUGAUGAGGCGUCCGCAGCUGCGGCUGCAGCGAUCAAAAAUGGAACUGGCAUUUCACAAGAGCCCAAGGAUAGCUCUUCAAGCACUCUUGAUAGGACAAUUAAGAUUAAUUCAGAGUUCUUUUGCGCCCCAGAUGACUUAUUCAAAGUAUUAACCACUAAAGAAGUAAGCAUAGCAGAACUCUCAUUCUUAUUUUGCUAA
Molecule: messenger RNA, 849 nt
Organism: Protopolystoma xenopodis
Lineage: Eukaryota; Metazoa; Platyhelminthes; Monogenea; Polystomatidea; Polystomatidae
Source: the annotation of a GenBank genome assembly